Molecule: messenger RNA, 951 nt
Organism: Kazachstania africana CBS 2517
Lineage: Eukaryota; Fungi; Ascomycota; Saccharomycetes; Saccharomycetales; Saccharomycetaceae
Gene: PGA3
Product: cytochrome-b5 reductase
Exons: 1
Coding region: 1-951 (316 amino acids)
Cellular component (GO): endoplasmic reticulum; plasma membrane
Molecular function (GO): oxidoreductase activity
Source: RefSeq, a predicted model, not a curated record
AUGGACCAAUUGGAAGAUAACACACACAACAUCCUGGAUGAGCCUCUACACGGUAUUGUCAUUCCCUCUGGUUUAUUCAUUACCGGUAUUUUGUUAAUGACUUAUAUGUCCUCUGAUAAAAGAAUACUGUUCGCUUUACCAGUAUUAUUCAGUGUAGUAUUAACUAGGUUCAUUUCGGCCUAUCAACGUCGACAAUCAUUGUUCAAAGAUAGGUGGACUCAGUUAGAAUUAGAAGACCAAACCCUAGUAUCCAAAAAUACAGCCAUUUAUCGUUUCAAAUUGAAGACAAAGUUAGAAUCAUUAGAUAUCCCAGCUGGUCACCAUGUAGCAGUCAAAAUGAACAUUGAUGGGAAGGACGAAAUAAGAUAUUACAACCCUAUCAGCUCUAAAUUAGCAAAGGGCUACGUCGAUCUUAUGGUGAAAUCUUAUCCCAAUGGCAAAGUUUCCAAACAAUUCGCAAGUCUAACCACUGGUUCUUUAGUAGACUUUAUGGGACCUAUGGGCCAAUUCCAUUAUAAGCCAAAUUCUUCCAAAGAGUUAGCCAUCGUGGCUGGUGGUUCCGGUAUUACACCAAUUUUACAAGUCUUGAAUGAAAUUAUUACUGUUCCUGAAGAUGUAACCAAGGUAUCUAUAAUUUACGCUAAUGUUACUGAAAAUGACAUCCUAUUGAAGGAUGAAUUGGAUGAAAUAUGCUUUAAAUACCCAAAUGUUAGAAUUCAUUACGUAUUAGAUAAACCAAAGUAUGCUGAGGCAUGGAGAGGUGAUGUUGGAUUUGUUACAAAGGAACAAAUGCAGCAAUAUCUACCACUACCAAAUCCCGAUAAUAGACUGUUGAUUUGUGGUCCAGAACAAAUGGAAAGCUUGGUUUUGAAAUAUGCUGAAGAACUCGGUUGGAAUUGUCCAGUUACCAACAGAUCCAAUGCUGACGAUCAAGUUUUUGUAUUCAACUAA